Messenger RNA from Xyrauchen texanus (razorback sucker), 6913 nucleotides. RefSeq names its product ubiquitin carboxyl-terminal hydrolase 46-like. Bases 284 to 1396 code for a protein of 370 amino acids. The transcript has 9 exons. Gene Ontology annotation, molecular function: cysteine-type deubiquitinase activity; cysteine-type endopeptidase activity. Gene Ontology annotation, cellular component: nucleus; cytosol. Gene Ontology annotation, biological process: protein deubiquitination. NCBI's taxonomy places the organism in Eukaryota, Metazoa, Chordata, Actinopteri, Cypriniformes, Catostomidae. The record is from RefSeq and is a predicted model, not a curated record.
CUAAUCCAGGAUGUUUGUCUGUCGUCUAGUAUGUGCAUCUAGCAACGAUGUUUACAAUAAAAAUAUUAGGCAUUGUUAUUCUUCGUUGCAGUGACCAUGAAAAAAACAACUAGAUGACCACGGAAGACGUGUAUUUCUCUCAUUUGUUGCACUUUGAAUGAGCAGCGGGGAUUGAAUGGUCACUGAUUGCUGUCCUCGAGGAUUGCAGCUUGGCCUGUCAGUGCUUCUAUUACAAUCAUGUUUAUUUCCUAACGAUGGCAGCGAGGGGCACCAUAUAAACUAAAUGACAGUCAGAAAUAUCGCCUCCAUUUGUAAUAUGGGCACCAAUGCCUCUGCUCUGGAGAAAGACAUUGGUCCAGAGCAGUUCCCCAUUAAUGAACACUACUUUGGAUUGGUCAAUUUUGGGAACACAUGUUACUGUAACUCAGUGCUCCAGGCUCUGUAUUUCUGCCGGCCGUUCAGGGAGAAUGUGUUGGCAUAUAAAGUUCAACAGAAGAAGAAGGAGAACCUUCUUACCUGUCUGGCCGACCUCUUCCACAGCAUUGCAACGCAGAAGAAGAAGGUCGGCGUGAUCCCGCCCAAGAAGUUCAUUUCACGUCUGCGGAAGGAGAACGACUUGUUUGAUAACUACAUGCAGCAGGACGCUCAUGAGUUCCUGAACUACCUGCUGAACACAGUGGCUGACAUCCUGCAAGAAGAGAAGAAACAAGAGAAACAGAAUGGACGGCUGAAGAACAACAGCACUGACAUUGCCACGGACACCGAGCCAGAACAGAACAAGAUCGAGCCCAGCUGGGUUUAUGAUAUCUUCCAGGGCACAUUGACCAAUGAGACACGCUGUCUUAACUGUGAGAUGGUCAGUAGCAAGGAUGAAGACUUCUUGGAUCUGUCUGUAGAUGUUGAGCAGAAUACUUCAAUAACACACUGUCUCAGGGGCUUUAGUAAUACAGAGACCCUGUGCAGUGAAUAUAAAUACUACUGUGAGACGUGCUGUAGCAAACAAGAGGCCCAGAAACGUAUGCGUGUAAAGAAGCUACCCAUGAUCUUGGCUCUUCAUUUGAAGCGGUUUAAGUACAUGGAGCAGCUGCAUCGGUACACUAAACUGAGUUAUCGCGUGGUGUUUCCUCUGGAGCUCCGCCUAUUCAACACCUCCGGAGAUGCGGUCAAUCUCGACCGCAUGUAUGACCUUGUCGCUGUGGUGGUCCACUGUGGAAGUGGCCCAAACAGAGGGCAUUACAUCACCAUUGUAAAGAGUCAUGGCUUCUGGCUGCUGUUUGAUGAUGACAUUGUAGAGAAAAUUGACGCACAGGCAAUAGAGGAGUUCUACGGUUUGACCUCUGAUAUUUCCAAGAACUCAGAGUCGGGAUAUAUCCUGUUCUAUCAGUCCAGAGAAUGAAGGAGUAGAGGGAGAAUAGGCAAAGGACAGAGAGAAGAGGGGGUCAGAAAAUGAAUGUUUUGACAUUCAAUAGAUUCCUUUCCCACAUCCCUCUCCCUUUCCUCAUGCUUAAACUCAGGGUCUACAGCUGAGACUGAGUGCCAAAAGCCCUCUGUUACCCAUUUGCCAAUACUACUUCUCCUGGAAGUCCCAUUCUCCCAGCUUCGCUGCACUGUGGGAAUGUACAUCUUCAAAUCUGACCCUCACAACAGUCACCUGCAUCUGGAAGGCACUUUAUAAACAAACACAAUAAGUAACACUAAAGCAACACAACAAAAAUCACAACAUAUUCAACUUGAAGGAAUCAAAAAGCUACAAAAGGAGCAAUGGCAACAAUGUAUCUCAUAGACUGUUUUGAGUCCUGGUACUUUACCAACAGUGGCUGUUUCUGUCCAUUCAGUGCCCAGUAAAGUGCCUCUCACACUGGGUAUCUGAAAUUAGGAAAAGGAUUUCUCUGUUUAUUCCGGUCUUAUAAGGUCAGGGAUCAGGGAACCCAUUUAGGGUCAAUUUAGAAGUUUUGUACUGUGAUGCACACCCAUCAGUUUCAGUCUCAACUCUUAGAGAGACUCCUACCUAUCCUCAGUUGCCAGCCAGUCAGCACAUCCUUGUUCAGUCAUGGUCUCCGGGCUGUGUUUUGCUUUGGAUUUAGGUAUGUUGUGGGAAUCAGAAUUUGGAUCUGAGCAGUCUGUUACAGUGGUGAGUGUUUGUGGGUACAUUUCUGAUGCAAAGAUUUAAAGGUGUGCGUGUGUUUGUGGUCCACCGAUAUAGAUUUUUAUUAGCUGAUACUGAUAUUUAGACAGCAGUGUGGCCAAUAUAAUGCCACUAUAAAGAAAUACCAAUUAAAGGUUCACUCAGUUCUUUUUUCCUCAUUUAAAAAAAAAAAUAAUAAUAUUUGGAUCUACAGUAAUUUAAUGGAAAAUAAGCAAGUUGAGCUUCGUGGCAUGGCAGAAAUUUGAAUAGCCUCCAUAGUCAUAGGUGGGCGUACAUUCAGGAAACAAUUGUUUCAAAUUUUAGCCAGAUGUGUCCGGUGUGCAUCCCGGCUUCCUUUGUUGUGUCCUGCCAUGGACACCAUGCCUAUGUAAUAUAUUCCAUAUAGUAGACUCAUUAACAGAGAUGUUAGCCAGUUCCAAUGAUACCUUUAAGUCUUUAGCUGUUACUCUAGGGUUCCUUUUACCACAAUGAGCAUUCUACUAUGUGCCCAAUGAGUCAUCUUGGCUGGACGGCCACUUCUAGGGAGAAUAGCCACAGUACUAAAUAAGUCUCUAUUUAUAGACAGUUUGUCUAACUUUGGACAGAUGAAUAUCUAAGUUCUUCGAGAUAACUUUGUAACCCUUUGCAGCUUUAUGCAAAGAAACAAUUCUUGAUCGUAGGUCUUCUGAGAUCUCUUUUGUGCGAGGCAUGGUCCUUGUAAGCAGAUGCUACUUGUAAAUAGCAAACUCAAAAUGUUUGAGUGCAUUUUAUAAGUCAAAAUAGCUCUAACCCACACCUCCAAUCUUGUUUCAUUAAUUAGAUGCAAAGUUUGCAUCAGUAACCUUAUAAAAGCUGUUUUAUUCUACAUGGAGAUGGUCUCCUCAUGGGGGCUGCCAUGUUGAGAUCGCUUGACCAGCCGAUUACUACUGGCUUAAACUAUGUAACCACCUUGAUAUUGGACACUUCCCCUCAUGGAUUAAAUUAAUAAUUGCCAACUAUGGUUAUUGAUUUCUACAAUAGCAUUGGUAACUGAAAACUAUUGCGUUUGAAGGAUGUUGCAUCCACGCCCCUAAGAGUCCAAGUCCAAGAUGACAUAAACAACAUAAAAAAGAUAAUUACUGAGUGCACCUUUAAUGAUAACAAAUAAGAAUUUAAAUAAAAUUCAACUGUUCACUUAUUUGACACAACAUUUACUUAUAUUAACUCAAAAAUAUUGAAAAACAGAAACUGUGUGACAUGGCUGUCGGUUGAUCUGUAAUCUCAGAAUGGCAAAUUAUCAGCCCAUUAAUCGGCCUGGCUGAUAUAUCGGUCUAUUACUGGUGUGCGUGUGUGUGUGUGUGGGUCUGCAUUUAGACUUUGAAAUGGCUUUCCUUUUCAUUCAGAAAUAGAAGCAGUCAUGUAACCAUGUGGAGCGUUUAAAGCAAAGUGCUUUUCAAGGCAAGUUAGUCCACUAGGCCACUAUCUUUGGAAUGCCCCCCGGGCAGCUAUUUUCUAUGGAUUCAAGCAGCAUGAACGUACAGCUCCUAUCUACUUGAAUGGGGAAAGACCAAAAUCUCCAAAACAGUUGGUCAAGAGCAGUAUAAUCUGACAACAGUGGUAUCAUAAAUUGUGCUUCUUUAGCUCAGAUCACAUAAAAAAAAACACUAUUUUCCUGCCUCACAUCACUUGAAAGAUAAAACGAAAAGAAAGAGUUGUCCUAUUGGGGGCUUUUUCUUUUCCAGUAACAAAGCAAAUGUGCAGAAACACAAGGCUGAAAUGCUGCUUUCCUCUCCCUCUUCAUUCUAAUUGCUUUCUUAACAACAACGUUGUUACCCAACUUCCACUGUAGGUAAUGGCCUUACACUGAAGUGUGCAUUAGCAACCCCACAUUCAGCUCUUGGUUUUCUUUUGUGUGUGUGCGUGUGUGGGUGUGGUUAGUCUAGCUAUACUGUUUUGUAGUACACCCAGUCUUGUGUGCCUAAAUCUGCCUAGCCCAAUUGAUGUCUUCGGAGUUAGACAUAAGUUAGUGUGAUUUUGUCAAUCUAAAUGAUCUAAACGAUAGUGUACAUGGUCACUGAACUGUCACCUUUAGUUCAACCUUUAUAAUACAGAAUUAGAAUUCAAUAUAUUUUUGUUAAAAAUGUAUAUUUCUAACAGUGGCCGGACUCAGGGCCAUCAUUAAACUUCUAUGUGUGGACAUCUUGUUCCCUUAGCCCAAUGUGUAGGCUGUACCCAUUCAGAAUGUUUACACGCACUUUAAAAGUUCAAUUUCAAUUUGACUAAAACAAUACUAAUACCUAGUCUUUUACAAAAGUAAUGAAAAGGCUUGACUGAAACAGUCCAAAGUUUGUAAAGUUGGACUAACUGACCUACAGUAGAUAAUACGAUCAGAAGCUUGGUCUCGUCCAGAAUGUAUAUUCAUUAUUGGACCACAAUUGGCUUCGCCAUUGCUCGCAGGCUCCAAAAGCCAAAGGGGGUGCGUGAUUUGUGUUUAACCCACUAUAUUUGUCCUCUUUCUUCAAAAAUUCUAUUAAGCAUUGGGUCAUGUAUACUUGGACCAGACAGAUGAAGACUGUUUCUUGACUACGCAAAAACCAGUUGAAGCUCUUUUAUAACUGUGGACCUUAGUGGGGCCCCCAUAUCAUAGGGCCCGGGACAAAGUUCUUUUGAUAGUUUUCCCUUGCAACUUCCACUCUGUUCAUUUGUUAGAAGCAAGGUGACAAGGUGAUUUUAUUUUAGCAUUACUGUUAUUUACAAUAAUUUUAGAUCAGUUUUACAGUGUCUUUUUAAUAGGGUUUUUGUAGGAGAAACUUUAAAUAAAACAGCAGCAGCCCUCAGAGCACUGUAAUGUGUUCUGUAAAGUUCAGCUUCACAGAAUGUGAUAGGACUUGCUGUUACAAUAAGAACAUGCGCACUAUUCUUGCAACUUUGUGAGAUGGAUACAUUUAUUUGAGAGGGCUUUUACUAAGUUAGUAAAGAUAGUCCCCCAUCUGAGAAGAUCAUUAUCUGAAACAUUUGGGAAACUUAAGCCCGAGAAUCGUGAUUUGAAAUUAAUUCCAUAUUUUAACAUGUUGGGGGUCGCAAUAAAGGUGCAAUACAGGGAAAAGAUGGACAAUCCAUGUCACAAUGUUCUCAUUUUACACUGAUGUUUCUACACGUUUUUUUUUUUUUAAACCAAGCUCUAGUCAUAGAAACACUAACAAAGAAACACUUGAUACUCCCAUUCAUUCAUCGUAGCUUUUUAAAGACCAUGCUGAUGUUUUCUGCCUAGUCUCACAUUACUAUACCUAUAUUUUUGCAAAAGUAUUUUUACAAAACAACAAUGACUUUUAUUCACUUUCCCACAAGUAAAAGUGCAAAUUAUCAGUUCAUAAACACUUACUUUCCCCUUUCCACAAUGCUAUCUUAUGAAAAUUAAACACUUUACUUUAGUGCAUGACUUGUAAGGUGGCGUUUUAACAUCUGCAUUACAUAAACAACUACAUUUAUAAGCUUGUUCACGUGCAAUCUAAUUGUGCGGUUGCUCAACUGAUAAAAAGUAACACUUGCGAUACAAAGGACUGGAGCAGGAGUCAUGAAGAACACAACACAUUCAGCACAUAAUAGUAGAAUGAAUGGUUUGAAAAUAAGAGACUAAUUAACAAUUUGAGAUUUUAUGAUGAUACAUGGAGUUAUCAAGAUUUGAUAUUCAUCCACAUUUGCUCAAGAGCCCGAUCCAUUUGUUGUACCACACUCCUCUUGCACAUGGCUUAUUACAUUGUAACAAUGGUGUAAUUAUAUGUUAAUGACACACUACAUGCAAUAUGUGUAACAACACAAUGUAAGAUUAUACACUGACUAUGCAGUGUUUUUUUUUUUUGUUUGUUUGUUUGUUUCUUGAUGGAUGUUGACUGAUUAAUUGGUGAUUAUUAUAAUUAUUUAGGUAUUGGUUUAAUCAAACAAACAGAAAUGUGCCAAAAUCUUUCCUUCAUACUGGAACACAAAAGAGAACUCUCUAUUCAUCAGUGAUUCAUAAAACUAUUCAUAAAUAUAUGUAGACAAAGGGUGAAUUCAGGUUUAGUGGAACAACUUGUAAAUGACGAAACUUACAUUUUGAAGUGUAUAGCAUAGUGGAAAUCUUUAGCUAUUUCAAAUGGCAUUUUGUGAGGGGUGAAGCCAUUUGGAAUCAGAUUUUAAAACAACAAGGACAAAUGAUCAGAAAGUGUCUCACUUUUCCUGUAUUCACUACUCUUGUUAGAAAUAAAUUAUAUGCAUGGGGAGGUCAAGUUUGCAAAUGAAGAUAUAAAACCCUACGGAAUGUGUUUGUCAGAAAUGGUAUUGUUUGAAUACCGUUUACAAACUUGCACCAUUUUGAUGUAAAUUCUAUAGAAUUAGCUGUUUCUAUGGCAAGUGCUCUGUUGAGGUUUUAAAGAAGUACUGUAUCUAAGUAUGCUUAAUACUGUGAGUUACAUAUCCCCACACAUGUACAUAAACAUCUUGAUGCGUUAAGUGGUUAAUGAACCUAUUAGUCUGUCACUUUACACCAGUAAUACAGUUUCACCCCUUGUAUGCAAAAAUUCACCUGCCUGUUUUGUCCUCUUCCAAUGUGAGUGUGUAUUAUUUUAGGUCCAAAAAAGAGAUGUAUAAUGAUGUGUGUAUGUUUGUGUGUCUGAGAGAGAAAAAUACCAGGACUCAAACUGUAAAGGAAAGUGUGAUAACUGUAAGUGCACUUUAUCAUAGCAGAACCAAAAAGGUUUCUCUUAGGAACUGGAAUCCUGACUGAGAUUCUUUUGGUUUAUUUUCCUGUCCUCAAUAAAUAAAAACGCAACU